AUGCUAAAGCUAGAAACUCUGACAGAAUUCAAUGCGGAGGAGGAGGGAGAGGAGGAGGAGUAUGCUGCCCCGUUAAACUUCCACGAGUUUGAGAGAGAAAACACAGAAGCAAGAGGAACGGCUUCUAUUGGACAAACAUCUGCGAGAUUCAGGGAAACGUCUCAUGAAGUCAAAGCCUCUGAAACGGAGAUCAAUACUGCCGAUGCCUUGCAGUGCCGUUGCAAGCCAGACGCCCGCGUGUCGCUGGUCAACAAGACGAACGAGAUCACGAACGGCCGAACCCCUCGUAACUUAAGUGGUGCUUCCUCUGCCUUCCGACCAUCACCACUCUUUCCGCGAGCCAUCUACAAGUUCCAAGAUCAGACGCAGGCAAAUUAUGACAUCAGCAAAACGUCUUCAAAGGUCAAGUGCCAAAGAAAGCAGGCAGGGUAUAAAGGUCGGUGUCAGAUCAAAAGCUGGCCAUUCCUCCUUGUUCUUCGUUAUUGGCACUUACUCAUCACGCAACAUUUCAGCGACAUGAAGGCAAAGAUGAUGGUGGUGAUGCUGACGACCUCGCUCUUGCUCACGGGUACGACCUUGGCCCUGCCGGCUGACCCUCCCCAUGUCUACGAUGCGCCAGUUUCGCACAGUUUUCACCCUGACCCUGCCGAGGUGCAUGAGCCGUACGACUUCGCAUACACCGUCAGGGACGACGAGUCGGGCGCAGACUUCGCCCACAGUGAGGCCUCGGACGGCGCCAGCGUCAGGGGGUCCUACACCGUCCUUUUGCCUGACGGCCGCAAGCAGACAGUGACUUACGUGGUCGACCCCACGAACGGCUACACUGCCCACGUGACAUACUCCGGAGACGCCCACCGCCCCGCCACGUUUGGCUCCGCUGUCAUUCCCACUGCUAAAACCUACAGACCUCAGACCGGCUUCUAGUGAGACAGCUCCCAGCAAAAACGCUACGCCAGUACCUAGUCAUAGCAUAAUAGAGCUUUGUGAUAAGAAUUAAUUAAUUUUCAAGUGAUUUUGAUACUUCUUUGUAUGUAUGAAUGAAUAAAAAACUGCACGGCCGUU
Molecule: messenger RNA, 1062 nt
Organism: Penaeus vannamei (Pacific white shrimp)
Lineage: Eukaryota; Metazoa; Arthropoda; Malacostraca; Decapoda; Penaeidae
Cellular component (GO): extracellular matrix
Source: RefSeq, a predicted model, not a curated record